UUUGGCUUUUUAGUCAGGAUUGUAUAUAAUUUAUCUUGUUAUGAGUGAUGAGUGGACUGGACAAAGUAACAAGAAAACUGAUAUUACUUUUAGAUAUGAUAACCCAAGCCUGUUGGCCCUUUGGUUCAGUGGUUAGCACUUUUGCUAUAGAGCAAAAAAAAAAAAAGGUAGAGUUAAUAUUUAAAUGAGGGUAACGACUAGGUUUUACAAUCCCUUGAUAACACUGAAAGUUUUUUCUACGCAGUUUGUAGCAUCUGAAUUCUUUGUGAUCUUUCUCAGUCUGCUCUGUAGACGUGUCGUUUUGUGCUCCCUGCUCUCUCUCAACAUGGUGGACAAAACCCCAAAAAACGAAGGCCUGCAACUGAAGAGGGAAAUUGGAUUGAUUGGUGGAGUAGCAAUAGUUUCUGGAACCAUGAUUGGAUCCGGUAUCUUCAUGUCCCCACAGUAUGUCCUGGCGUAUGUGGGAAGUCCUGGGGCCAGCAUGUUAAUCUGGUUUUUUUCAGGUGUUGUGGCUUUGCUUGCAGCUCUCUCCUACACUGAGCUUGGGACCAUUAUUCCUGAAUCCGGUGGGGAAUUUACUUACAUCCUGAGGAUCUAUGGUUCAUUCCCAGCCUUCUUUGCAGCAAUCACUUUCAUCCUGCUUGUAAAACCUUUCGGCAUUGCAGCAAUGGCAAUGGGCAUUGCACAGUAUGUCAUGGCUCCCUUUUACCCAGGCUGCCCACCUCCUCAGCUGGCUGUGAAAUGCUUUGCAGCUUUUAGUAUUCUGGUAGUUGCCAUUACCAACAUCCUGAAUGUCCGAUUUGCUCUGAGAGUGCAGGUGAUCUUCUUGGUGGCCCAAGUGUUUUCACUCACUUUCAUUGUAAUUGGAGGGCUAGUGGAAGUGAUACAGAGCAGCACUGUGAUCGAGGAAAUUUUUAAUGUUGAGAAUGCUUUUCAAGGCACAGAGUAUUCUGUGGGCACUCUGGGAAUGGCUUUCUAUCAAGGCCUCUGGUCUUACGCUGGCUGGUACAACUUAAACUAUGUGACUGAGGAGCUGAACAAACCAGAGGUCACGUAGAUCCAGACACAAGUAUACAUAAAACGAACAAACACCAGAGAAAGAAUUGAGGACACCAGAAGAAUCAACUUGGCUUGCAGGGACAUUUCCAGUAGACUGGAAAUAUUCAAAAUAGUCUCUAUUUUGAAUUUUUCGUUUCUCCAACUGUGUUUUAUAGAGCAGAACCUAAAAUAAAUCAUCGUUAACGUGAAAUCUAAGAAAAACCAACUCUGGACAAGCAGACAUUCUUAAAAUCUGCUUAAAAGUAGCCUCAUUUUAAUUUCAUAGCAGUUUAAUUUUGUGCACUCCUCCUAUUGGGCAACAGGCAGCGUUUUGUAACUGCACGUCUGUUCUUCGCUGCUGCUUCAGAGAAGACAA
This is a messenger RNA of Maylandia zebra (zebra mbuna), 1414 nucleotides long. RefSeq names its product b(0,+)-type amino acid transporter 1-like. NCBI's taxonomy places the organism in Eukaryota, Metazoa, Chordata, Actinopteri, Cichliformes, Cichlidae. The record is from RefSeq and is a predicted model, not a curated record. Gene Ontology annotation, molecular function: L-amino acid transmembrane transporter activity. Gene Ontology annotation, cellular component: membrane. Gene Ontology annotation, biological process: amino acid transmembrane transport.